Messenger RNA from Ramularia collo-cygni, 2571 nucleotides. RefSeq lists its product as uncharacterized. Bases 1 to 2571 code for a protein of 856 amino acids. The transcript is spliced from 2 exons. The record is from RefSeq and is a predicted model, not a curated record. Lineage: Eukaryota; Fungi; Ascomycota; Dothideomycetes; Mycosphaerellales; Mycosphaerellaceae.
AUGGCAGCGGCAGGCCCCCAUUCCGCGGGCAUCUUCGCCGACAUGACCGUCGAUGGGCCCGAGAUAGGCACAUUGGUACUGGUGGUCGAUCGGGCGAAGAAUCUGCCCAACAGGAAGACAAUGGGGAAGCAGAAUCCGUAUUGUGCGGCGCGACUGGGCAAGGAGGCCCGCAAGACCGAGACAGAUCAGCGCGGUGGACAGACGCCUAAAUGGGACCAGGAGCUUCGAUUCACCGUCCACGACUCGCCGGACUACUACCAGCUCAAGAUCUCCGUCUUCAGCGAGGACAAGCGCACCGACCUCAUCGGCGAGGCCUGGGUGGGAUUGACCGAUGUUGUGGUACCGGGUGGUGGAAAGGCGGACCUGUGGCAGGGUUUGAACUGCAAGGGCAAAUAUGCUGGAGACCUACGCAUUGAGUUGACGUACUACGAUACGCGCGCAAAACCUGAAAAGGCCGAGGAGAUUGUGUCCGUCGCUGAAGAGCUGCGGCAGCAGUAUGGCGGUCUGCAAUCCAAGGUGAAGCGUAGACCACUGCCAUCCAACCCCAAUGCACCCAGCUUGACACCUGUUGUUAUCCCUGGUCGUACACCRCCAGGCCGUGCACGCCAUGGCCCUCGCGAUCUUCAAACGCCCCUCCGGGCGGGAUCGACCCCAGUGGAAGCACUCAGCUACCCGCAUUCAGCCGCCACGCUUGUCGGCCAGACCCCUGUUCACCCUGCUGCCAUCACCCCAGGGGUCGCUCCAGAGCAGGCAUCGCCGACGCAGUACUAUGGAGAGUACGAUCAAAACCCGGAUCCGGAAGUGUACGAGCAUGCGGGACCACAACAGCUGGAUUUCCUCCCACAAUUGCCUCCAAGUCAUAGACAACGAGGACCACAACCGCGAUUCACACAGCGAGCAUCACAACCUCAGCUUUAUCAACAUCCUCCGCAGCCCAGGCCACUCAGCCAUAUCGGAUUACCGCAUUCACACUCGGCGCCAGCUGUACCUGUAGCUCACGAGGACGGGCACCUAUACGAGAAUGACUUCCCAGAGGUAGCGCCCGAAAUCGACUUCCAGCAUCCGCACCAGCGUCAGCGAAGGAAUGAUGUCCCUCCCGGCUGGGAGCACGAAUUUCCGACACAUCAACCUUAUGUUGAGGAUGAGAUGGAUGGUCCCCCUCCACCUCCAAUGCACAGCAACAGCUCACCGGCUGUUCCCAACUAUGGGUCCGCUCAUGGCCGCACAUAUGCACCCGCGACCGCGAGAUACGGGACUACCCCGCCCACUGUAAGACAUCAGUGCAUGCCUAAUUCCUCGCCAAUACAAAGCAUCGAGCAAGGCUACAGCCCAGCACAGCCAUCAUAUGGCCAUCGAAAUCCCGCGAGGGGGUCUUCUUUCGACGAACAUGGCUCAUCGCCGUAUCAACAUAGCUACGAGUCGACUCCGAACCUGGUCCCAACUCACCAUUUACCGGCCUCUAUCGGAAGGACCCCGGCUUCUCGACAGAUGCCUGGCCGUCACAGCUUUGCAGAUCCCAAUGGCACGACUUCGCGACCGCAUCCACUCUCUCACCAAGUCCCUCGGGCGAGAAGUCCUAAUCCGAACGCGUAUUCGAGACACGAGCUGCCGGAUCCUGCGCAAGAAGGUGCACAACAUCCCGACUAUCGCGGAAGAGGUCGAGCACAAUCUGCGGACCCUCGUGCUGCGUCUCCGCAACCGCCUCCUCAACAACCACACUCCGCUGGACGCCCGGCAAAGAAUACGUACAGUAUACAAUUCCCUGUCCGAGCGUUUGCUUCAUCCGACGCUAGCCCGCUCUCAACCACGCAGCCUCCUUCCGCAAACCGCGCAUUGCCCAGCCGUGCCUCCGCUCCGCCUACAAGAAAAUCUGUAUCUCCUCGACCUUCAAUGUCAGAAGGCUCCAGCGCAAUUCCCUUCUCUCCCGAUAGUUUCGACGUCCACAACCCACAGCCUUCCCAUGGCGAAGGCUCUGGUAUGCGCGAUGGGAGAAGUGGACCCAUUGUCGGCUGGCACGGGCAGGAGAUUGAUCCCAGUGAUCACCUCCCCGUCGACUCUUGGGCGCCAGAACCUACCAAGAAGACGCCCACCAAGACAUACGGCUUGGGGAGGGAUCGAGACUUUGGACCUAGGACUGUCCACAGUGGCUCCGCCGGAAGGGUGCCGAGAGAUACGGUCAUAAAUGUGCGGCUAAAGGCCCAGUCUCAAGAGCCGGAAUCGAGUCGGAAUCGUCUGGUGAAGAAAUCGCCCAUCCCAGGGAGGAGUCCAAGUAUGGAGCCUCCUAUGCRAGAGCAUGAAGGCUUCAACGCGGUUCCAAACCCUUAUGAGCAGCCUCAACCGCCGUUCUCGAGGGGAUACCGAGAUGCCAGUCGGAGUCCUGGUGGCUACGGUGGGUCAAGUCCUGGGGGCUACGGAAGUGCGCCUCCGAGUCUACCUCCAAAGGUGCCGUUGAACUAUGACAGUGAUGCACUGAGUCGAGAGAUUUCCAGCAUUGACAUUGGAACGAGGCAGCGGGCACCGACCAGCUUUGUCCCAGUGCGCAGUCACCGGGACAGGAACAGCUACUAUUAA